Molecule: messenger RNA, 1218 nt
Organism: Hepatospora eriocheir
Lineage: Eukaryota; Fungi; Microsporidia; Hepatosporidae
Source: the annotation of a GenBank genome assembly
AUGAAAGAAUUAUUAAAAUUAUUAGAGAAUGAAAUUCAUAAAACAAACAGUAAUGAAUAUGAUAAAUUUAUAAGUAAGUUAACAGAGAUUAUAAGAGAGGAGAUUAGCAAAUACCAAAAGAUAAAUGAAGGUAUUAUUAAAGAUAUCGAUAUAAAGAAAGAAGAGUUAGAGAAAUUAAGAAUAGAGAUAGGUGAGUUAGACAGUAAAGAGAUAGAAGAUGAUAAUUUACUAGUAAAACUAAAUAAAUAUAUAGAAGAAAGAGAUAGUUUAAUUUCUAUGAAAAAUGAAUUAAAAACUAAGAUAGAUAAUUUAAGAAUCGAGUGUGAAAAGUACCGGAAGUUACUAGAAUUAGAUGAAGAUGAAAGUUUAGAAGAAAACAAUCUAAUUGGAGUACAAAGAUACUAUGAAUAUAAAAUAAAAGAGUAUGUUAAAUUAGUUGAGAAAAGAGAAGAAUUAAGGGAUGAUUAUAUAAAAGAAAUUGAUGAAAUUUCCUCACAACUCAAAAUAAAAACUGAAACAGAUAAAUCAAUAUUUGAACUAAAAGAAACUUUAGAUCAUUUAAAUCAAAAAUUAAAUAAAAAUAAACAAACACAUAAAGAACUAAUAAAAGAUAUAAAAGAAAGGGAAUCAGUUUUAAUUUCAUUUAAUUUAAUUGAAAGUAUAAUUUUUGAUGAAAUUUUUACAGAUAAGUAUAUUUUAAUGUUAAAAGAAUACAAAGAAAAAUUAUUAGAAAUAGAAAAUGAUAAUAUUGAACGUAUUUUUAAUAAAUAUCAUAAUGAGCUAGUUAGUUUAAGAGAAAUAUUUCAAUUAAAUACAGGUGAGUCUUCAGAUAAGAAUUUACAGAAAGUUAUUGAAGAAAUAAAAAAUUUAAAGUGUAGAAAGGAUGAUUUUUUAGAAAUUAAGACUUUUAUUGAUGAGAGAGUUGAUUUAUUAAAAUCAAUGGAAGAGUUUGAAAAAUUAGCAAGUGAUCCGAAAAGAUUGUUUAAAUCUUCUUUUCAACUUAAUAAAGAAGAGAAAUUUAGAAAAACUGCUUAUCCUAACCUCAUCAAAUUAGAAGAGUCUAUUUUUAACAAAAUUGAAAAUUAUGAAAGAAAACAUGGAAAGUUUAUUUUUAAUAGAAUUGAAUAUAAAGAUUUCUUAAAGAGAGAAAUUGAAAACAGAGGGUUGUUAAUAACAUUUGAUACUCCACAGAGAAAGAAAUUGAAAAAUUUAAAAUAA